AUGUAUGUCGUAGUCCAUCGCCAGGGUGCCUCGACCGACGCCGUGUCUUUCCAGUCGCACAUGUUCGCCACCGCGAAGAACGCCCAGGUGGCGGUUCUGGACACCUACACGGGUGAGGCCAAAGCAGCGCUGCUCUUGGCCAAUUCUACAGGGCAGUGGGAGGGCACCGUUCUGCCCUUUGGCACGGCGUUCGGCGUCCCUGACGGCACCUACCAGAUCAUUCUCAGCGAUGGCAGCGCCAACUCUAACAUCCGCGCUCCCUUUACCGCUGUCAAGGGUGAAAGCUACAUUGUGCUGCGCACCGGGGUUACCGAGAAUGCAGCAAACAGUUCCAGUAUCAAAUAUCUCCAGGACCUGGUUGUGUUUCCAGUGACCAGCGCUGGCUGGGGCCAGAGAAGCAAUGCUGUGCGCCUCUUGACCGGCUUGCUGCUGCCAAUGCUGGCUCUAAUUAGCUGGCUUUGA
Molecule: messenger RNA, 462 nt
Organism: Symbiodinium pilosum
Lineage: Eukaryota; Dinophyceae; Suessiales; Symbiodiniaceae
Source: the annotation of a GenBank genome assembly